This is a messenger RNA of Aspergillus steynii IBT 23096, 1407 nucleotides long. RefSeq names its product transcription factor IIF subunit TFG2. Gene Ontology annotation, cellular component: transcription factor TFIIF complex. The record is from RefSeq and is a predicted model, not a curated record. NCBI's taxonomy places the organism in Eukaryota, Fungi, Ascomycota, Eurotiomycetes, Eurotiales, Aspergillaceae. The transcript has 4 exons. The coding region runs from base 155 to 1261 and encodes 368 amino acids. Gene Ontology annotation, biological process: transcription initiation at RNA polymerase II promoter; transcription by RNA polymerase II.
CUUACCUCUGGUUCCAUCUCCUUGCCUGUUAGAUAGGCUGCCGGUCUUUCUCUUCUCGGCUUCUUUACGCUCGCAAUCGGAUCGCGUGGUCCGGUACCACUAUUUCGCAUCUUUGGUAGAUUUUUCCGCCGUCGUGUUCUGUUAGUUUGUCACCAUGGGCCCUCCGAUCAAGCAGGACCCCGAUGCCUCGUCGCCCUACAUCAAAGCCGAUCCGGACGACAAGGAUACCGUACUCGCCGACGUCGAUGACGAGGAUAUUUUCGACGACGACGGGGAUCUAGAUUUUUCGAACGCUGCGCAGAACGUGUGGUUGUCGCGCAUUCCUCGGCAGCUGUGGGAGAACUGGGAUAAACUCGACGACGAUGAAGAGAUUCAGGUGGGGACCAUUCGGAUCGAGGGUCCUGGGAAUGAUAUAAAGCGGAUCAGUUUGCGCCUCCAGGAGCGCGAGGAUAAUAAGGAAGUCCCCAAAGACUAUGUUUUGCAACGGUAUACGCUCGAUUCGGAGCCUUCGGUGAAUCCGGCGAAGAACACCUAUGUUUUCACCGAAAAGGAAAUUGCCGGCCAGGAUAAUCGCACGGUUGUCUUUGGCGAGGCGCGGUCGGCGUUGUAUGAGUCCGUCAAGCGCGACGCUCGGAGAAAGGAGAGAAAGAAGAAAUGGGAGCCCUAUGUUCGGAAGACAAUCAACAAACAAACUAGCUUGGUGGCAGGCGUGAGCGAAGAGUUCAACUGCCUUCCGGUUGAGAACGAAGAGUUUGAAGAGCUCUCCACAAAGAGAGCCCUGGAAGCCCUCAAACCGAAGACGAAAAUCAUGUACAUUGGCGGGGCCCCGAAUCAACUCCUCCAGGGCAGAACUGUCUUGCCUACAGAGAAGGGUUCGUUCGUGCAAGCAGCCAAAACCAGCAAACCCAAGGCCCAAGAAAACAAGACUACGCGUAUGCCGCAAAACGAACUGCUGGAUCUUAUCUACGGGUGCUUCCGAGAAUACCGGUACUGGUCGUUUAAGGAUCUUAAGGCCCGGCUGCGACAGCCUGAGGCAUAUCUUAAGCAGACUUUGGAAUUGACUGCUCAUCUGGUAAAAGGCGGAGACUUUGUCAAUACCUGGGAGCUCAAGCCGGAGGCGAGAGAAAGCAGUUAUGCGAAUGCGUGGGGGUAUGCAGAGCCCCAAGGGGAGCUUGCUCCCGCGACCUACACCGAGGAUGUAUCCGAUGAGGAUGCUUCUGAGAUGGAUAACGACGAGACACAGUUUGAGAAUGUUUCCUGAAUCGAUGUAGCAUAUAACAAGCACGGGUCAUGGCGUCUUACUCUUGGGAUGGUUCUUGGGCUGCAAUCAUACAGGGCGCAUCAGGAGUUCUUUGUAGGUUUAGAUAGCUGCAAUACCACAUAUAUGUCCAUAGCAAUCAAAUCUAC